UUUUGGGAGACAUUGAUUUUUUUCCCCCGGUGCUCCCCCGUGCUUCCCUGCGGAGUGCGCUGCGCCGCCCAGCCCUGUCGCCCCCCGGAGGUGAUCCCUCCCUCCUGCCUGCCCGCCAGCCUGUCCUGUGCCUGGCUCGCGGGCCGCAGUCUCGGCCCCGGCGCGCCCCCGGCAGCUCUCGGCGCGAUGAGCAUAGAGACGCUACUGGAGGCGGCCCGCUUCCUGGAAUGGCAAGCGCAGCAACAACAGAGAGCACGUGAGGAGCAGGAGCGGCUUCGCUUGGAGCGGGAGCAGGAACAGAAGAAGGCCAGCAGUCUGGCCAGGCUGGCCCAUGCUCUGCCUGUGGAGGAACCCCGCAUCGAGGCACCACCCCUGCCUCUGUCGCCACCAGCGCCCCCACCAGCACCCCCACCGUCACUUGCCACCCCCACCCCACUGACUGUCAUUCCUAUUCCAGUAGUGACCAACUCCCCUCAGCCUCUGCCCCCACCCCCACCACUGCCCCCUGCAGCCCAGCCUCUGUCCCUGGCACCUCGCCAGCCAGCCCUGGUUAGCACCGCUGGACUAAGCAUUAAGGAGUCUGCUCCCCUGCCUACCAGGCCACAGGUGCCCACCCCUACUCCCCUACUGCCAGACUCCAAGCCCACCGGCAGCCCCAAGCCUUUGCAGCCCCUCCCUACACCCAUCCUGACCAUAGCACCACACCCUGGAGUCCAGCCCCAGCUGGCCCCCCAGCAGCCACCCCCACCCUCUCUUGGGACUCUGAAGUUGGCAUCAGCUGAAGAAGUCAAAUCCAGUGAACAGAAGAAGAGGCCUGGGGGGAUCGGAACCAGAGAAGUCCACAACAAAUUGGAGAAAAACAGGAGGGCCCAUCUGAAGGAAUGCUUUGAGACCCUGAAGCGCAAUAUCCCCAACGUGGACGACAAGAAGACAUCGAAUCUGAGCGUGCUGCGGACCGCGCUGCGGUACAUCCAGUCCCUCAAGAGGAAGGAGAAGGAAUACGAACAUGAGAUGGAGCGGCUGGCGCGGGAGAAGAUUGCCACACAGCAGCGGUUGGCAGAGCUCAAACACGAGCUGAGCCAGUGGAUGGACGUGCUAGAGAUUGACCGCGUGCUCCGGCAGACCGGCCAGCCUGAGGACGACCAGGCUUCCACCUCUACUGCCUCUGAGGGUGAGGACAACAUAGACGAGGAUAUGGAAGAGGACCAGGCGGGUCUGGGCCUACCUAAGCUGAGCCAUCGCCCCCACGUGGAGCUGCCGAAGCCACCGCCCAGCACCGCCCCUGCACCUCUGCCUUCCCACCCACACCCCCACUCCCAGCCUGUGGCUUUGUCUCCUGCCCACCUCCCUGGGCAGCAACCUCCGCCACAACAGAAGACACCUCUGCCAGCCCCUCCCCCCCCACCAGCUGCCCCUGCCCAGGCGCUGGUGCCCGCUCCGGCCCACUUGGUGGCUGCAGCUGGGGGAGGCUCCACAGUCAUCGCCCACACAGCCACGACCCACGCCUCAGUCAUCCAGACUGUGAACCACGUUCUCCAGGGGCCGGGCGGCAAGCACAUAGCCCACAUUGCCCCUUCGGCCCCCAGCCCUGCUGUGCAGCUGGCACCUGCCACACCCCCCAUUGGCCACAUCACAGUGCACCCUGCCACCCUUAACCACGUAGCCCACCUUGGCUCCCAGCUUCCCCUGUACCCUCAGCCUGUGGCGGUGAGCCAGCCCGUGGCGGUGAGCCACAUCGCCCACACCCUCUCGCACCAGCAAGUGAAUGGCACAGCCGGGCUGGGGCCCCCCACCACCGUUAUGGCAAAGCCAGCCGUCGGGGCUCAGGUGGUGCACCACCCCCAGCUGGUGGGCCAGACAGUGCUCAACCCUGUGACCAUGGUCACCAUGCCCUCCUUCCCGGUCAGCACACUCAAGCUGGCUUGAGGACGAGGCCACUCAAGAGACCCCCAGUGGGGGCAUGGAGGGGGACCUGUCCCCAUACUCUCCCACCAGCUCCACACAUUCC
Messenger RNA from Pteronotus mesoamericanus, 2008 nucleotides. RefSeq names its product MAX network transcriptional repressor (gene MNT). Gene Ontology annotation, biological process: regulation of transcription by RNA polymerase II. The record is from RefSeq and is a predicted model, not a curated record. Gene Ontology annotation, molecular function: protein dimerization activity; DNA-binding transcription factor activity, RNA polymerase II-specific; RNA polymerase II cis-regulatory region sequence-specific DNA binding. The transcript has 6 exons. Bases 187 to 1926 code for a protein of 579 amino acids. NCBI's taxonomy places the organism in Eukaryota, Metazoa, Chordata, Mammalia, Chiroptera, Mormoopidae.